Strongyloides ratti is the source of this 1416-nucleotide messenger RNA. RefSeq names its product Lysosomal protective protein. Gene Ontology annotation, molecular function: serine-type carboxypeptidase activity. The transcript is spliced from 3 exons. Gene Ontology annotation, biological process: proteolysis. The coding region runs from base 1 to 1416 and encodes 471 amino acids. The record is from RefSeq and is a predicted model, not a curated record. Lineage: Eukaryota; Metazoa; Nematoda; Chromadorea; Rhabditida; Strongyloididae.
AUGAUUAAUAUUUCACCUGAUUCAGAUUUAGUUACUAAUGUUCCAGGAAUUAAUUUUAAACCUAAUUUUAAACAUUAUUCAGGAUUUUUAAAAGCAUCAGAUAAAAAAUAUUUUCAUUAUUGGUAUACAGAAUCACAAUAUAAACCUCAAACUGCUCCAUUUAUAUUAUGGUUAACUGGUGGACCUGGUUGUUCAAGUAUUGGUGCAUUAAUUGAAGAAUUAGGACCAUUUCAUGUUAGUAACUAUGGCGAAACUGUUUAUGAAAAUCCAUAUAGUUGGAAUAAAAUAGGAAAUGUAUUAUUUUUAUCAUCACCAGCUGGUGUUGGAUAUUCAUUUGCAACUGAUGGUAAUAUAACAACAAAUGAUGAUCAAGUUGCUAAAGAUAAUUAUAAUGCACUUAUAUAUUUUUUAAAAUAUAAAUUUCCUGAACUUCAAGGUAGAGAUUUUUAUAUAACAGGUGAAUCAUAUGGUGGUGUUUAUAUUCCAACACUUGCAUCUUUGAUAGUUGAUGAUACUUCUGGUAUUAUAAAUUUUAAAGGGAUGGCAAUUGGAAAUGGUAUGUAUAAUUUUCCUAAUAAUUAUAAUACUAUGGUUUCUCUUUUUUAUUAUCGAGGAUUUAUGAGACAACAAUUAUAUGAUAAAGUUAUUAAUGAAUGUUGUAAUGGAAAUCCAUAUAAUUGUGAUUAUUUUUCACUUUUAAAGAAACCUGGUAGUGAAUGUAGAAUGUUGAUAUUAUAUCAAUUAAACUCAGCAAAUGCUUUAAAUACAUAUAAUAAUUAUUACCAAUGUUAUACAGAUUCAUCAACAGGUCUAAGAAAACAAUUUAUUGAAAGGCAAUUUUUAAGAAUGAUUGGUAUAAGUGAAAAAGAAUAUUUAUCAACAUUAUCCUCAACUUAUCCAUUACCAUUAUGCGCUCAAACUAAUAAUACAGAAUAUUAUAUGAAUAGAAACGAUGUUAGAAAUGCAUUAAAUAUUCCUUCAAUAUUACCAUAUUGGACAGAUUGUAGUGACUCUGUAGGUGCUUCUUAUCAAAUUACUCAUUAUGAUAUGACACCAGAAUUUGUUAAGAUUUUAAAAUCUAAAAAACGAAUUUUGAUAUAUAAUGGUGAUGUUGAUUCAGCAUGUAAUGUGAUAAUGAAUGAGCAAUUUAUUAAUAAUCUUAAUUUAACUGUAAUUGGAAGUGACAAACUUGUAACAUCUAAUUGGUACUAUGCAAAUGAUAUACCUAAUGUUGCUGGUAAUUAUAUUAAAUAUCAAGAAGGUUUAGAUUUUCUAACUGUUCAUGGUUCAGGACAUUUUGUGCCAACUGAUAAACCAAGAGAAGCAUUGCAAAUGUUAUAUAAUUUCAUUUAUCAAAAUGAUUACUCAAAUUCUGUUCCAUUUAGUACAUCAAAACAACCACAAUUAGAUUCUUAA